This is a messenger RNA of Aethina tumida (small hive beetle), 745 nucleotides long. Its product is annotated as tetra-peptide repeat homeobox protein 1. The transcript is spliced from 2 exons. The record is from RefSeq and is a predicted model, not a curated record. Bases 16 to 534 code for a protein of 172 amino acids. NCBI's taxonomy places the organism in Eukaryota, Metazoa, Arthropoda, Insecta, Coleoptera, Nitidulidae.
AAGACACACGGAACCAUGAGAGUCUUUGUUGUCUUCUGCUUGUGUGCGGUCGCACUGGCGUCCGAGACUGGCACCACGCGUGUCAAGAGAGGAGGAUCACCAUACGACUUCCAUGUCCCGUCGUACCACACCAAAACCAUCAUUCAAAAGGUCCCGGUGCCGUAUCCAGUACCAAAACCUUACACCGUAGUCAAACACGUACCUGUACCCGUAAAGGUGCCCUACAAGGUGACAGUACCACGCCCUUUCCCGGUCGGAGUGCCGAAGCCUUUCCCGGUACCAGUGGAAAGACGCGUACCAGUGCCGGUACCAGUGGAAAAACCAGUGCCUGUGCCGGUACAAGUGCCCGUAAAAAUACCUUAUCCAGUUAAAGUACCCUAUGGGAUUCCAAAACCCUAUCCGGUUGAAGUACCACAUCCAGUCAAAGUGCCAUAUCCGGUGGUAGUUGAGAAGUCUUAUCCAGUUUAUAUUGGUGGCCAUGGUAGCAGUUUUGGGGGUGGUUUCGGCAAAGGAUUUGGCCAUGGAUGGAAUUAAGGGAUCGGUUGAUUAAUCUUUGUACUUCUACAAACAUUUUUUGUAAGUAUUAAUUAAUCUCUGAUAAUUUGUUAGUUAAUAUUUAAUUUUUAUUAUUUUCAGUUUGGGGUGCAAUCAAAUUUGUUGAAUUGUUUUGCGUUACCUGUUGAAUUUUUAUUACUAUUAUUUGUAUGUUAAUAAUUGUUGUGUGGUAAUUAAUAAUAUAAAAUUA